AUGGGUGGAUACAAGAGAAAUGAAAAAUUGUCCCAAUUUGAUUUUAUGAUAGCUGGUGGUGGCUCCGGUAUGAUAACUAGAGCAUUAUGCCAACCCCUCGAUGUUUUAAAAAUCCGAUUUCAACUCCAAGUUGAACCGAUUUCAAGGAAAUCAAUUUCAAAAUAUCAAUCAAUUCCACAAGCUGUUAAUGUUGUCCUUCAUGAAGAAGGUCUAAAGGCAUUUUGGAAAGGCCACAUUCCUGCACAGUGGUUGUCUAUUAUCUAUGGGACUGUCCAAUUUUGGGCAUUUGAAACAUUGUCAAAGAAAGUCAACAAAUGGAAUUUUAGUUCAAAUAUUUCUCCUGUUGUUAAUUUCUCAUGUGGUGCCAUUUCAGGUGUAUCUGCCACUGUAGCGUCAUUCCCAUUCGACGUGAUCCGAACUAGACUGGUAGCCCAAAGCGAGCAACAAAAAGUGUACAAAGGCAUCGUGGACUCGGCCCGGGAAAUCCUGAGGAAAGAGGGCACUCGGGUGCUUUUCCGCGGCCUCUGGCCCACCAUGGUGCAAGUGGGGCCCCAUGCGGGGGCCCAGUUCAUGUGCUACAAGCUAUUCGAAGAGCUGUACGCGCGCUUAGCGAAGUCUGAUGGUACGACUCUUUCCAGCAGCUUGAUUGCAGGUAGUUUGGCCGGGUUUUUCGCGAAAACUUUAAUUUAUCCAUUGGAUUUGGCUAAAAAACGAAUGCAAAUACAAGGGUUCGAGGAAGGUAGGAAGAGUUUUGGGAAGUCGUUCAAGUGCAGUGGGCUGAAUGAUUGUUUGGUGAAAAUUUAUAGGUUCGAAGGGGUUCUUGGGUACUACAAGGGACUGUCGCCGAGCUUGAUCAAAGCUGUGGUGACCUCUGCUUUACAUUUCAGUAGUUAUGAAAUGAUUUGUAAGUUUUUAGUAUUUUCUAAAGGAUGA
Messenger RNA from Phaedon cochleariae (mustard beetle), 933 nucleotides. The record is from the annotation of a GenBank genome assembly. NCBI's taxonomy places the organism in Eukaryota, Metazoa, Arthropoda, Insecta, Coleoptera, Chrysomelidae.